AAUAAUGUGAUCAUGUGACGCUUCCUGGAGCCUUACUUUCACGCAUCACUUUUGCUCUCCGCAACAACAUUGCCUAGCAGCAAACCCUAAAUCCACCGUGGGAUUUUGCGUUCGUUUACGGCAUGGCUGACGGUGAGCGAUCGCCUUUGCUGUCGGACAGUCGCGAUGGAAUGAACGGGCUGUCACCGGGAUAUGAGCCCUACCGACCUCCGAGCAAACCACAGAAUUUCCCAGCGUUCCCGUCAGCUCCUCCCGCAUCGAUGCUGGGAGAAGCUCCUCCACCGUACUCCCCGCUGGGCUCUCCGGAGAGCGGCAGUGCUCCUGUCAUCAGCUGCAGAGUGUGUCAGUCGCUUAUUAGUGUGGAGGGUAAAAUCCACCAGCAUGUGGUCAAAUGCGGCGUCUGCAAUGAGGCUACACCCAUAAAGAAUGCUCCAGCAGGAAAGAAAUAUGUGAGGUGUCCGUGUAAUUGUCUUCUCAUCUGCAAAGUCACCUCGCAGAGGAUUGCCUGCCCUCGACCUUACUGGUGA
Messenger RNA from Sinocyclocheilus anshuiensis, 527 nucleotides. Its product is annotated as type I phosphatidylinositol 4,5-bisphosphate 4-phosphatase-B-like. Gene Ontology annotation, cellular component: lysosomal membrane; late endosome membrane; phagocytic vesicle membrane. The transcript is spliced from 3 exons. Bases 123 to 527 code for a protein of 134 amino acids. Gene Ontology annotation, molecular function: phosphatidylinositol-4,5-bisphosphate 4-phosphatase activity. Lineage: Eukaryota; Metazoa; Chordata; Actinopteri; Cypriniformes; Cyprinidae. Gene Ontology annotation, biological process: phosphatidylinositol dephosphorylation. The record is from RefSeq and is a predicted model, not a curated record.